AUGGCAGCCCCUGCGCUCCAAAACUACCAGAUUGGCGAUUGCUUGGGGAAGGGGGCAUUUGGCAGCGUCUACAGGGCUCUCAAUUGGACCACUGGAGAAACGGUGGCUGUCAAGCAGAUCCAGCUGAGUGACAUUCCCCAUUCCCAGUUGGGCGAGAUUAUGUCGGAGAUAGAUCUCCUCAAGAAUCUCCAUCAUCCACGCAUAGUGCGCUAUGGCGGUUUCGUAAAGACGAAAGAUGCUCUGUUUGUUAUCCUUGAGUACUGCGAGAACGGUUCCCUGGCUUCGAUCUGCAAGCGUUUCGGUAAAUUCCCCGAGGCGCUGGUGGCCGUUUACAUAUCACAAGUCCUCGAAGGUCUCCAAUACCUCCACGAUCAGGGUGUAUGUCAUCGUGAUAUCAAGGCUGCCAAUAUCCUCGCAAUCAAGGACGGUAAAGUCAAACUCGCGGAUUUCGGUGUAGCUACACAAGCACACCUAGCAGAUAACUCUGUAGUUGGUAGCCCCUUCUGGAUGGCUCCGGAGGUCAUUGAACAGUCCGGAGCGAGCACUGCAUCCGAUAUUUGGAGCGUAGGCUGUGUCGUGAUUGAGCUGCUAGAGGGGCGCCCACCAUACUCACAUCUUCCUCAAAUGAGCGCACUCUGGGCUAUCGUUCAACACGACCAAAUGCCAAUCCCAGAGGGUUCCUCACCCGUUGUCAAAGAUUUCCUCCUCCAUUGUUUUCAAAAAGAUCCUAAUUUGCGUGUCUCAGCUAAGAAACUACUCAAGCAUCCUUGGAUCCGCCAAAUUAACUCGCCAGACAAAAGUAAUACCAAGUUUACCCAACUUUAUAGAAGAAAUACCCCAACUGAGGACCACGAAACUUACGACAACGCCGUACAGAAGGUGCAAGAGUGGAAUGAGGCUUUAAAAUCCCCGCCUAAAAGCUCAAAGACUAAGUCGCUCUUCCCUGCUCGUGAUAGCAAGUCUACUUUCUCUCCGCUACGAAGAUCGUCUCUUAACAAUGAUAGUCCCAACCCCGCUACGGUAUCAAAUCAACCGCCUGCGAAACCAUUCACGGUUAGGAAUGACAAUAGAGAGAAUGUCCUCAGUAAAACGCAGGAGGAUGAGGAAGACAAUUGGGAUGCAGACUUUGCUGGCACAAUCUCCUUUUCGAAAGCACAGGAUGCAAUUUCAGGUGACACUGGCAAAUCAGACGAUAAUACCCAAACUAUAAAACCAAACUCGAGGAAAGCCAGCGAGGAUCACAGCAUAACGUCACGUAUACCUAAUAAGAUAAUUGAAGAUUACUCUGACCUCGGCGGAGAUGAAGAUGACAUUGUACUCAGCGAGAAGAUAUCAAGUUUGAGGUUGAAGGGUGGCCUCUUCCAUCCAAAGGACCUAGGCAGGCUGAGAGAAGAGCCAUCACCACCAUUGCAAUCGUCGUUUAACAUACCACAGAAGAAGCCAUCUCUACCAAAACGCCCCUCUCCUCCAACAUCGCUGCGUUCUCACAGCAGAUCACGCUCAAGUAUAUCCUCCUUGCCAGCGCCAUCGACAGAGCAAACAAGGAAAACGAGCGAUCUGGCAAAGUAUUCUGAAGUUGACGACGAAGACUUUGACGAUGUUUUUGGUAAAGCGCCGCCAUCAGUGUCAGGUGAAAGUGGGCAAACGCUACAACUGACGACCAAGUUGUCUAAUAAAUCGUGGCUCGGUGACGACGUAGCCGAUGAUGAGGAUCCAUUUGCACAAAUUGAGGAUGACUUUGCCGAGAACGAUAUUGAGUCAAACUUGGUCAGAGAUAGACAUGCAAGGUUAUGUGCUAUGGUCGCUGAAUUAGUCGAUCAAUUAGAGGCUGGUAAGUCUGAAGAGAAGCUGAAUGAAAUGCUUGACGAGUUGUUGCACAUACUCGAAGAGUUCCCGGAUAUGUAUAUGCAAUUUGUUGCAGCCAGGGGCAUGCUUUCAUCACUCGAGGUUCUAGAAAGUAAACCCAGCAAAGAUGUAAUUUACAAGCUGCUGAGGAUAAUAAAUCUCAUUGUCUCGGUCGAUCCUGGUCUUGUUGAGUCAUUCUGCCUCGUCGGGGGUAUAGCGGUGGUGAUGACUUAUGCGAGCAAACGUUAUUCGCAUGAACUUCGGCUGGAGGCUGCGUCGUUUGUAGGCCAUGUUACCCACACGAGCGUCUUGACGCUGCAGAUGUUUAUAGCGUGUCGAGGGUUUAGAGUCCUUGUCGAUCUGCUGGAUGAGGAAGCGCAGGAGCUGGUAUACGAGGCAGUCUCAGCAAUCUCUAGUGUAUUCGAAUCACAUUCCCUUACUACAAAAACGGACUUUUGUAGGAUAUUUGCUAAGGAAGGUCUUCUAGAGCCACUUUCUAGUGCUCUUACUACGGCACUUAGGGAGACAUCUGAUGAAGGUGCGCAAGUGAGGGACAUCUCAAGCAAGAUCUACUUGCUGUUUGCGCAAGUGGGACAGAACGACAACGUGGUCUUGAAUGCGUUGGGCACACGCAGCAUUCUAAGACGCCUUCUAAAGGCGUGUGAGAGUUUAUGUGACAAGGACAAGAUGUCAUCCCUGCUGAUCACGCUGUUAAAGACGUUCAAGCAUAUAUCGACAUCGGCGGGAAUGUUGGAUGUGCUGCAAAACAGCAACGCAAUUGAAGUAUUUGUCAGAGUGCUCGACAAGCGUAAGGAGGGAGAGCGGAGUAGUGAAAUUUCGUCGCAAGUGCUGCAGAUAUUCUACUCACUUACACGACUUUCACCAAGCAGACAAGAAGAGGCGGCACAGGCGGGAUUGAUACCACUGUUGAAGAGAGUUUUUGAAGUUUCAUCGCCGCUGAAGCAAUUUGCAUUGCCAAUACUAUGUGACUUUGCGCAUGCUGGGAAGAGCUGCCGAGCGCUGCUUUGGAAACACAACUGCUUGGAUCUCUACAUUCUACUAUUGCAAGAUGCAUACUUCCAAGUUUCGGCGUUGGAGGCAAUACUCAUCUGGCUGCAGAAUGAGACUGAUAGAGUGGAGGGUCAGUUGCUUCAGCCAAGACCACUGGAAAGUCUGUUGACUAUGUUCGUACAAGCCAAGGCCAACUCGUUCGAAGCAAGUCUGGAACCGAUACUGAAAAUGUGCAGGAUCAGCAGGGGAUUGGUUCUGGGAGUUGCGAAAGCAAGCUUCUUUAGGAAGCUCAUUGAUAAGCUCUCGCACACGAAAGCGCUCGUCCGGCUAAACUUGCUCCGUAUACUGAGGCUGGUGCUGGAGGUGCAUCCCAACUGUAAGAGUAUUGUAGAGGAAUAUAGAUUGAUAGAGGUGAUAAGCGAGCUUGGAGUGAAGGAUAGUGCGAUACUGGUUAGGGAGUUGAGUAAGGAAAUAUCGAAUGAAUUGAAGGCUGGAAAAUACACAAGCCUGGCAAGGGAGCGAAGAUCGACAUCGGACAACGGCGUUCUGGGAGCGAGCCGCGCGUACAGGCCGCACAGGAGGAUACCGUCACGAGGAUUUUGA
This is a messenger RNA of Wallemia ichthyophaga EXF-994, 3459 nucleotides long. Its product is annotated as Cytokinesis protein sepH. The coding region runs from base 1 to 3459 and encodes 1152 amino acids. Gene Ontology annotation, molecular function: ATP binding; protein serine/threonine kinase activity. Gene Ontology annotation, cellular component: cytoplasm. The record is from RefSeq and is a predicted model, not a curated record. Lineage: Eukaryota; Fungi; Basidiomycota; Wallemiomycetes; Wallemiales; Wallemiaceae. Gene Ontology annotation, biological process: protein phosphorylation. The transcript is spliced from 5 exons.